Messenger RNA from Carassius auratus (goldfish), 4333 nucleotides. RefSeq lists its product as uncharacterized. Gene Ontology annotation, cellular component: plasma membrane. Gene Ontology annotation, biological process: regulation of canonical Wnt signaling pathway. Bases 207 to 2888 code for a protein of 893 amino acids. The transcript is spliced from 3 exons. The record is from RefSeq and is a predicted model, not a curated record. Lineage: Eukaryota; Metazoa; Chordata; Actinopteri; Cypriniformes; Cyprinidae. Gene Ontology annotation, molecular function: phosphatidylinositol-4,5-bisphosphate binding; beta-catenin binding.
CUCAUUGUAUUCAGGCGUAUGAUCAGUGAGUGAUGAUGCUGCGUUGUGAGCGUAAUUCUGUCUUCUGAUUGGCUAUCCUAAUUAUCUUCACACGCGCGCUGACAGCCAGAGAGAGCAACCCAUCUUGUCACGCGCCUGUGAACCACCAGCUCCCGCCAAACGCCUUCUGUCACAAUCUGCUUCAGUUACAGUAUGUAUAUGAAAACAUGGAGCUGUCAAGGGGCGAAGAUUCUUCAGAUGAUCGGAAGAGGUCAGGUAAGGCACAUGGCCGAUGUAAAGGGGCUGAAGAGCACAAAUCUCAAAUCACCACGAAUAAUGGAUUUGUGAAUACACACAGUACUGAUGAAAGCCCAUCCUCCCUGCCUGUGCCAGACACUCUGGACAUACUGUCUCCAGGGGUUAGUGACACACUCUCAGAAGGUCACAGACGGCUCCGUAGCUCUUUUAGAAGAAGCAGAACCCAUGACUGUGUGAGAGGAACGGGACAGCAGCAAGCUGAGAGCCCUGGAUACAAAGAUGGGACUAACUGGCGCCAUCACCAUAAGCUGGUGACCAGUGUCAGCUUUUCAGGGUUCGAGGCUCCUCUAAGGUUGAUUCGUGAGAAUCGGGAAGCAUCUGGCAGCAGUCGUGAAAUCAUUGAUUACCGUAACCUAACACCUCAAGUGCCCUUUGUGCCCUGCAUAGCAAAAUCCAUUCCUAAAAAGAGGAUCUCCCUGAGGAAACCUAGGAAGGCCAUUAAGGACUUGUUUGUUCACAAAAGACACAAACACGAGAAAGCUAUGUCACCAAGUACACCAUGUCGUGUUAUAGGUGAAAAUGUUCCAUCAUUGAAACAGACGAGGAAGGCGGUAAGGCACAGAGAACGUACCACUGCAGGAAGCAGAUUUAAUGACGAACUCAGUGAGACUCCCUCUGAUUCUUCCAGUGAAUGCUGUCCAAAUGUCUGUGAAGAUGCUGCUUCAUUAAAAAGCUUUGGAUCUCAGGCUGGUUGUGGUGAGAUAUUUGCUGAUGAUCUUGUAUCACCUGAGGGGGUUCUUAGCCCAGAGCGUGAACCUCCAAAGCAAAGCCCUACUACUGCAGGUUUCCAGGGAGGUAAGGAAUGUCUGGCCUCUCCAGCUCACGCUGAGGUCCUGGACAUGUUUGGGUUGUGGGAAACCCUAAACAGAACUUUGCUAUUAGGGCAAAGUUCAAAAGCACCAGGACAUGCAACAAAAUCCACAACACCUAUCACAAAAUCUCCUUCCACAGCCAAGUCUGAAGAUGUAACGGCAAAUACGCCACGACCUGUAGAGUCCGAAAUCAGGGAAUUUAAUACUGAUGUGAUAACACCCAAAAGUGACAACCAAGGGAACACCAGUGAUGAGGGCUACUGUGAUUAUGUUUCUCCUGGUUUUGAGGACCAAAGCAGAAGUUCCCUCACUCCAGUGCAUUCCAGUAAGUUCCCUAGGGACACAUACAGUGGAGAUGCUCUUUAUGAGCUAUUCUGUGACCCCAGCGAGGCAGAGAUGGAUGAUGAGCUCAAUCUAACAGACAGCAUUGUUGGCCAGUGCAGUGAUCUUCCAUUGUCCAUGUACAGCUUCCAUGUUGGAGCAGAGGAGAAUCUUGCCCCGUCUUUGGCUCAGGACUUUGUUGGUCAAGAGCUUCUGCAAAGUAAAUGGAUGGGGAAGGAUUGCUUACUAAAGCUUUGUGACACUGAGAUAUCUAUGGCUAUGGGUAUAGUUAACUGGCUAAAGCAUAGGACAGACAAAAACAACCCCACAGAAUUGAGAUCUUCAAAAAUGAACAGUGAAGAUACAAGAGAUGUAGGUCUGAGAUGCGAAACCCAGUCAGCAAGGGUUAGAAAACCAACAAAAGGAGCAAGAACUGUUAACGGUAGAGGAGACACUGUUCAUUUCAAAGAGUCAAUUCAAAAAAGUGUUGGUGUUCUGCCCUCAAAAUAUGAUGCAAAUACAGUGAUGUCAACCUUGCCCUCUCCAGAGAGCCAGCCUAGGACCCCAAUGAGUGGUGUGUGUUUCAGGAUAUUCAAUAUUGACUCCCCUACGACUCCAGGUGGAGAUUUGCAGUCCCCAGUGGUAAGCUCCCCUGGAUCUGGGACAAGGUCUUUGUUUGUGUUGGCCAUAAACAAGGAUUCUCUUUGUGAAUCUUGCAAGAAUUCCCUGAAAAAUGGAGCUAAAGAAAUGCACCUGUGCCGUUCUUGUAUGUCCCUCAUUGAGCAUAUCAAGACUUCAGACCUUUGGGCUCAUGCCAGUCUUCCUAGAGCCACUCCAACUCCACAGCCAAUAACCAGAGACCUACUUUCUCCAGCCAGUACUUGCGGGAUAAAAAGUGACAUCAGUAUAGCUUCGCUUGUUGAGCAGUGUGCUGGUCAACUGUCUUUUAUGAAAAUCAAUUUAACUCAAGCUCACUCAAGCUGUGAGAUAAGAGAUACCCUUGUGCUUGAGCAAAGGGCAAAAAGAAACAAAGAACAGUCUGAAAAAUACAUAAAAUCAAAGCAAAAGAAAAGGCCAGUGGCAACUACUGAGAGAGGCUUACAGGCUAGACAUCGCAUGAGGAGGUCCAGCUUUUCUGAAGAUGUGAAACCUAACCUUUUAGAGACUGAGGGACUUGUCACUACCAAUGCUUCCAAUGAUUUGGUGUUGGGAACUCAUGGCCCAUUCGAUGUUGGAUCUGGUGAUGCAGACGUAUCUCAAGCUACCAGGCCUACAUCUCUUCCUCUCAUGUCUUCUGCCUCUUCAGAGGACUACCGUGAUAAGGUGGAAGAGGGAAACCCUUCCAAAAAGAAGAAUAGAUUACGGCAUCACAGGAAGUCUGUUGUGAAUAGUGAGGGAUCAUGCAGUGUUUUUCCAGGGGAUAGGAAAGUAGAACGCAGAUGCCGAAUGAAGAAGUGAAACAGUUUGUUUUUACAGAUCCUGAAUUUGUGGAUCCUGACUGUCCUAAACUCAUUUAUUUCAUCCAGUACCUCAGUCCUUCGGUCAGCUGACCUCUCGACCAGCUGUCAAAGUCUCUACCUUUCGUCUGCAAGAAAUCUGACAUGUUUGCUCAUUUUACUGUCAACUCAGCAUGCUACGCUGUCAGCCUGGAGCAACAACAGGUCUGUUGAUCUGUUUGUUUGAAAAGUGUCAUUUGUCUGAAACCUGUCAUAUCAGUGUUUUUUCUCUCCAUAGUGUUUCUGCAAUCACUGCUAUUUUUUAUUGCAAGUUUAUUGCUGGAGUUUUCAAACCAAGGAUCAGUGACAGUACAUACUAGUGCAAUAACUACAGUAACACUUUAUUAAUGUCCAAUGGACUGUUAUGGAAUUUGACAUUGUGGGAAGUUAUACUUUAGCUUGUUUUUGUGUAUCGAAACAAUCUGACAAGCUUUUUGAAAAGCUCUAUUCUGGAGUUCUGACAAACAGCCAGUUUCUUGAAAGGAUUGGGGCAGCUGGAGAUGUAGCAAUGGAAUCAACUUUGCAUUUUCAUUUGUCCAAUUAAAGUUCAAAACAGAGACGGUUAAUUGUGUAUCAGUGAAUAAAUGAGGUAAAGUAGCCCUUUGAAAGAACGCCUCUGAUCUGGCUGAUGUGACCAGAAUUGAUGAGAGCCCCCCAAAAAGGGUCCAUUCAUACAUAUAGUAGGCCUCUUCACAAAGCAGGCAGGUGGCACUUUUACUUGUCGUCUUUGUCCAUUUUGGAAUGUCAUUUUGCCAAUUCUGUCCCUUUUUCACUUGGUAAAUACUUCAACUCAACCUAGACUGCAAUAGUCCAGCUAGGGUUGUUAUUGAACAGAAUUCCCAACCCAUGGUGUGACUAUUAAUCUAUACAUGUCUUCACAUCUAUCUUUCAGCUGACAGUUAACUGCUUAAAAAUAGACGUCUGUACAUCUAUAUUUUGAACUUAACUUCGAGUCAUUUAUAUAUACGGUCUUAAUGGUUAUGUAUGUAUAUAUGAAUUAGGGGUGGGAUAUAUACCGGUAGACACUAAUAACCUGUAGAAAUGUGUCAAUCGGUACAGAUAUUGGACUAUCGUUUCUAUCACAGUGACGUGCUCAUGUGAUGUUGCUGUACUACAUGGUCAUGAAAACUUACUGUUUGCACGCAUUGCAGUUUAAAACAAGUGAUAUUAAGCAAGAGCACGUGAAGAUGAUGCUCAAAGUAAGUAUUGAAUGGAGUUAUUUUUGAUAUUUAUAGGCCUGGAACAGUUAAAUACACACACUGGUAUAUAUCAAAAUGCCGUCUUUGCAAGUGUCCUGAUAAACACUGUAAUUUAAGUCUUAAGUGAAAAGCAAACAGCUGAAAAAGAAAGCACAUGUGUAACAUUAUAUUGGAUCCGGGCAGCUCUUAAAGUGACAGCAGUCUAAUA